AGCAAACAGGUGAUCAUAUAGAUUUGAGAGCUCAUCCCCCUCCUAUAUAAACAGCUUUCAGAGCUUUUCAGAGUUGUAAGGAAGAGAAACAAAGAGAGAGAAGCAUAAGAGAGGAAGGGAAAUCAGAAGCUGAAAGAUAAAACUCAUAAAAGAGAGAAAGAUAUCGAAUCCGAUAUGGUUUCUAGGGAGCACAAGAGAGCAGCACUUUAUGAGAAGCUGCAACUUCUUCGUUCCAUUACUAACUCUCAUGCUCUAAACCAAACCUCAAUCAUAGUAGACGCAUCAAAGUAUAUUGAAGAGCUAAAACAGAAAGUGGAAAAACUCAAUCAAGACAUUGCAAAUGCAACUUCAAGUCAUGACCAAAAUCAAUUGCCAGUGCAGGUUACAGUGGAAACCCUAGAAAAGGGGUUUCUGAUAAAUGUGUUUUCGGAAAAGAGCUGCCCCGGUUUGCUUGUGUCUGUACUGGAAGCCUUCGAAGAGUUGGGUCUAAAUGUGCUUGAAGCUAGGGUUUCCUGUGCAGAAAGUUUCAGACUGCAGGCAGUUGGAGGAGAAAAUGAAGAAGAAGGCGAAGGGAUUGAUGCUCACGCAGUCAAACAGGCAGUGGCUGUGGCUAUUAAGAGCUGGAGUGAAAGUACCGAACAUGAGUAAUCAAGCUUCGGUUAACAUAUUAAUGCUCUACCUAAGUACCUAGCUAAUUAUAUAUCUCAAUUUGGGAUCAUCAAUUUCCAUCCCCUUCUUAUUUCUUGUGUAGCUAGCUAGCUAAGCUACGUUGGCAUGAAUGAUCUUGAUCAAGGAAUCAAGCUUUUAAAAGAAUGAGUAAUUAUGUGCGAUUAUUUGAUCAUAUAACAAAAUUCGACUAUAUGAACAAGCUUCAUCAGAAUAAAAAAAUAUCCACAUUGGGUUACCAACUA
Molecule: messenger RNA, 911 nt
Organism: Rosa chinensis
Lineage: Eukaryota; Viridiplantae; Streptophyta; Magnoliopsida; Rosales; Rosaceae
Product: transcription factor SCREAM2
Exons: 4
Coding region: 175-648 (157 amino acids)
Biological process (GO): regulation of DNA-templated transcription
Cellular component (GO): nucleus
Molecular function (GO): sequence-specific DNA binding; DNA-binding transcription factor activity
Source: RefSeq, a predicted model, not a curated record